AUGGAUCCCAGAAUGUGUCCCCUGCUCAAUCUUGCAGUAUACAUCGAGGCAACGGUGAAUGUGGCAAGAUCUUCUUUCUUAUUUGGAAAUCCAAACGAUAAAGAUCGAGUGGUGAGGCGUUUUCUAGCUGAUACAAUUAAAAAAUCGGAAUUUAAGUCGUUGAAGACGGGAAAGCUGGGAACGCACAGCUUCCGUAAAGGUGCUGCUACUUAUGCGACUCGUAGUGGCGUCGUCGACGUGUAUAUCGACAACACUCAGCCUUAUCCGGACGCAUGCACCGCCGCAGUCCUUGCUGGUCCAGCUGGACCUUGCUUUUACUCGCUGAAAGAGGGCAUGCGGUGUGUCACUACACCACUUCUCGUCGACGAGAUUGCUCCAACAAUUAAACAGGUCAUGGGAGAGCCAAUAGCAAAAACAUUGGCACAGGUGUUACUGUGGGCUGCGCUGGAGACGGAUUCCAGCUUUAAUUAUUGUCUUCUUCCGGAAAAGCUGAAAAAAAGAAUUUUACGGGCUUACAUUAACGCCGGUGGAAGUACGAAUUUGAAUCCGAUUCAAAGACAAGAAUUUUAUGUCUUGGGGGACGGGUCUCAGCUCAAUCUCGUCGUUAUUGACAAAACGCAAGAAGUGGAAUCUGGUGUUGGUAGUAUUGGGACUCAACGUGAAAUUGCUGCUGUACAAUCUCAAAUAGCGUCUGGCCGUCGCUACAUGGCAGAGGUUAUGAAUGAAGUACUGCGGUCCCGAAGCGAGUCACAUCGAGAGAUGCAAAAGAUACAAGCUAUCUUGAGACGGAUAGCCAUGCAGCCACCUAAAGACCUGUAUGAACUUUGGCACGAGUAUCAGCUCGGAUCCGGUGGGCUAAAACCAGCCAAGGAGUUUACAUCCAUUGAGCGAGGCGCAAACAAUGUAUCAAACGUACGGUAG
Messenger RNA from Phytophthora infestans T30-4, 921 nucleotides. RefSeq lists its product as uncharacterized. Lineage: Eukaryota; Oomycota; Peronosporomycetes; Peronosporales; Peronosporaceae. The coding region runs from base 1 to 921 and encodes 306 amino acids. The record is from RefSeq and is a predicted model, not a curated record. The transcript has 5 exons.